Haemonchus placei is the source of this 1128-nucleotide messenger RNA. The record is from the annotation of a GenBank genome assembly. Lineage: Eukaryota; Metazoa; Nematoda; Chromadorea; Rhabditida; Trichostrongylidae.
AUGGCGAAGGAUCAAGACAAGGAUAGUGAUAGGAGCAGACAGAGAAAGAGAAGAAGGAAGCAACGUAGGAGAGAUAGGUCAUCGAGGAGCAGGAGCAAGGGAUCGCGCUCCGAAUCUGAGCGUAGCGGUCGAUCUAGCAGAUCGAAGAAAAGCCGCAGCCCAUCAAAGUCUAGUCGUUCAGAACGAUCGACCCGUUCUAGAAGGAGCCGUAGUCCGUCGAAAUCGGAUCGUUCAGAAAGGUCUUCUCGUUCCAGCAAAAGCCGCCGCCCUCCUAAGUCGGAUCGUUCAGAACGAUCUUCCAGAUCUAAAAGAAGCCGAAAUUUGUCAAAGUCGGACCGUUCAAGGAAAUCAAGGCGGAAACACUCGUCGCGAAGAAGAACUUCAAAAAACGCAUCGAGGCGCCAGGCACAAAAUGAGCAUCGAUGCUCAAUUGAAUGUGAUAAAUGCCCAAAACAAGUGAGAAGACGAGCUCUUAUGGAUGCUGCCGCGAGGGAUAGAGAACUACGACAAGAUCGCAGUGUUCUCCACAUGAUGAAUGAGCACGCAAUGACAGAAACGAUGAUGCUGCAGUAUAUGCAAAGGCAGAAAGCCUACGGAGCAAUGCGAAGCCUGGCACUUCAUUUGGAAAUAGACGACCUCCCACCUGGAACAACAAUCAUAAGGGAGCAAGAAGUGCGCUCUGUGAAACUAACGAGAAUGGGCCGGGAUGGAAAGCAAACCUCAUCGCCAGAAGACGUAACCGUAACCAGAUCGUAUACAAUUAAUGCUCCCGGCAUGGGAAGUGCUACUGGACGACGAAGUUGGAAGAAACCCAGUGAUGCCGGAGAUUCCAAGGCAUGCUUACACCAUAGAGAAAAAAUAGAGAAGUCACCUUGUGGACUGGCGCAAAAGCCGGUAGACACAAACGUGAAGGCUGGAAAAGCCGAAAAUCUGUGUCCUAUAUUUCCAUGUGGAGGUGCACCAGCUACACCGCAGAAAACCACAGAAGUUCAACAACGUAAAGCUGCUGGAAAAGAUGCGGAAGCGAAGCAAGUAGAAACACUUCCCUGCAAGAUGUCCACUGUAAGAGAAUCUCAUUUCCUAGACUUUAGCUCCUUACAGUUAGGCCAGUGUAUGAACAGCAUCUAA